Molecule: messenger RNA, 513 nt
Organism: Acanthosepion pharaonis
Lineage: Eukaryota; Metazoa; Mollusca; Cephalopoda; Sepiida; Sepiidae
Source: the annotation of a GenBank genome assembly
AUGUCUCAUUGGAUGAUUUCUUCAUCUUCCUUUUUCUUUUUCUUUUUUUUUCCUCUUCUUUUUUUUUUUCUUUUUUCCUUUUCUUUUCUUUUCUUUUUUUCUUUCUUUUCUUUUCUUUCUUUUCUUUCUUUUUUCCCUUUUCUUUUCUUUCUUUUCUUUCUUUUUCUUUUUCCUUUUCUUCCUUUCUUCCUUUUCUUUUUUCUUUUCUUUUCUUUCUUUUUUCCUUUUUCUUUUCUUUCUUUUUCUUUUUUCCUUUUCUUUUCUUCCUUUUUUCCUUUUCUUUUCUUUUUUCUUUUCUUUUCUUUCUUUUUUACUUUUCUUUUCUUUCUUUUUUCCUUUUCUUUUCUUUCUUUUUUCCUUUUUUCUUUAUUUUUUCUUUUCUUUUCUUUCUUUUUUCUUAUUUUUCUUUUUUCCCUUUUCUUUUCUUUCUUUUUUCCUUUUCUUUUCUUUCUUUUUUUUCCUCUUCUUUCUUUUCUUUUUCCUUUUCUUCCAGUUGGUGGCCCUCACUACUAG